ACUCUGAAGUCAUUUUCAGUUUCCGCGUUACUUUGAAAUGGCGGGUUAUUUGAAUUCAGUCGAAAAGCUUCUGCACCGUUUAGAGGAUCUAGACUGCCCCCAUGUCGUGGGGAUUGAUCGGAACUGGAUCUUGGACCAACUGGUUAACCCUUCGGAAGAACGAACCAAGAUUAUUGCAUGGCUGCUGAGGAUGAUUGAACCGACCAUGCUGGUUUCCAUCGACACCACAGCUCACUUUGACAAUGAGAGCCUUAGGAAAGAUCUGUUGAUGCUGCUGUCAUCCCUGGGGUUCUGUGGACCUGACAGAAUGGACUUGAUAAAGGGAACAGCUUCGAAAAGGGAUCAGCUCCAGUUGUUCUCCCUCCUCUUGGACGUUGUUGAGGUCAGCCAUAGUGAAGGCCUCCCGUCAGACUUAGACGAUGUUUGGCAAAAACAAGACCACUUCGUGCACCAGAUAGCCACCCAUGCGACCAUUAUGAAGAGCUUGCUCUCUCACAAGGUCAAUCUCCUACCAUCAGAAGUUGCGGCUCGCAUUAUGAAGAAUCAACAGAGAAACACAGAAGAUUUGUCAAAGAAUAGAAUAGCUGACCUGGUGAAGGGGUACGAAAGUACUUUAGAGACCCUCCAGCAGGAGUUAGCAGAGAAAUCCCAGGAAUUGGAGGUGAUCAAGGAUAUGUAUGUUUAUAAUCCGUUCACAAGCGAAGAACUGACUGAAGUCUGCCACAAACUCGAUGUGGUGGUCACCAAUAUGAAUCAACACCUGGAGAAGUUCCACACCUGUUACGACAACGAACUGGUCUCCUGGUGCCGUAUGCCCGACACUCCGCCGACCGAACUGGGUACCAUCUUGGAUCGGUUGUAUACCAAGAUGGACUCUUUUGCAUUGCAUUCGUGCCACCACACUGCAGCUGGAAGACUUGGAUACAGUGAAACCAGGCCGUGACACCACGCUGAAAACAGCCAGUGACUCCUUCUUUCUGACCCUGACGGAUUUCCUCAACCAAAUUGCAGUCCCUGCUGUCGGAGACCAAAGUGCCGAUGGUUAUCUUUCUGUGUGAUAACGGAAUGUUCCAGAAGGGAGGAGGUAGUCCUGUCUUGUCUCGUAUGUAAGACUAAACAGCCUGAUUCACAAAUUUCAUCUCUUUUUUAUUUUUUUUGCUCCCUCCACCACCUUCCAAAAGUUUUUGUCUCCUUCCUUGACAGUCUUAAUAUUUUGAGCACAUGUGCUCCUAUUCACACUCCAGGGUUUUGGGGACUUGGGACAGUAAAUGAGGAGAUAACGGUUUGUGCAGUUAGCGAGAGGCUAGUAAUCUCACUGCCUACUUGGAUGUAUAUAUGUGUGACUAUGUGUGUGUGUAUAUUCUUGCAUCACUUCACUGCCAUAUGUAUGUAUGUAUGU
Molecule: messenger RNA, 1399 nt
Organism: Octopus sinensis (East Asian common octopus)
Lineage: Eukaryota; Metazoa; Mollusca; Cephalopoda; Octopoda; Octopodidae
Exons: 10
Coding region: 38-943 (301 amino acids)
Biological process (GO): spindle assembly; centrosome cycle
Cellular component (GO): HAUS complex
Molecular function (GO): microtubule minus-end binding
Source: RefSeq, a predicted model, not a curated record